AGAAAUGUGUUCGCUUAGCUUUUUUCAGCUGAAAUUUACAACGCAUAAUAACAGUAAUAAGUAAAACUUCUAAAAUAUUACAUUUUUUAACUACGAAUUAAUACAUCGCUAUAGCUAAACUCCAUCAUAACCACGCAUAACAGGGGCAUGCUUUGUCUAGGGCAUCGAGGGGGUAUAGCAGUUGUAGUCGUACCUAUUACAGGAGGAGGAGGUCAUCGUGGUCAUCAUGGAGGAGGAGGAGGUGGCCGUUGUCACACUUGCGGAGGAGGUUACGGAGGAGGAGGAAGUGGUAGUUGGUCCAGUGCCCAAUCCUCAGCUUCUUCUGGAAGUUACGGUUGGGGAAAGAAAAAAUGAGCAGAAUAGGAUAUAAUUAUGGAACGUGUUGCCAUCGAUGAUUUAUGCUGCCUUCAUGUUUAUUACACACAGUACACGCAGUACAAAAGAGCGCAGGUCCUUCAAACACUGCGAAUCAUCACAAAUAAAUGUAAAAAUAAUAUCUACGUAUUAACACAAUAUUCGAUGACAUCCUUAAAAUAUUGUUAAUAAUAUAAUGUGUUCCUCUUCAUUCGUUUGUAUAACUUGUAUUGGCGUACGGUAGCCGCGAAUAAAUAACAAAAACAGGUUUGGCUCUAACAAAAA
Messenger RNA from Pogonomyrmex barbatus (red harvester ant), 639 nucleotides. RefSeq lists its product as uncharacterized. The record is from RefSeq and is a predicted model, not a curated record. Lineage: Eukaryota; Metazoa; Arthropoda; Insecta; Hymenoptera; Formicidae.